Messenger RNA from Pseudonaja textilis, 1932 nucleotides. The record is from RefSeq and is a predicted model, not a curated record. Lineage: Eukaryota; Metazoa; Chordata; Lepidosauria; Squamata; Elapidae.
AUGGGCGAGACUGGCGAGGUCGUAAGUCGGGGUACCAGUGUGCCGGCUGCAGAGGAAAUCACCCACGUUCCAAAUGCAAGUUCCUGGAUGCUGUUUGCCGACAUUGCGAGAAGCGGGGGCAUAUCAUUAAAGUAUGCCGUAAUAAAAGAAACUUCAGCCCCCGGCGUCGAGGCAACAGCCCGAGAAGACAAGAUGGCAACCCCACCAAAAACCGGGACCGUCAGACUGACAGCUGGUGGAGCAGGGACGGCUGAAACAGAAGAUUCAAUGAGGCACCGCAAAGAGAAGAAACACACCAAACAGUCAUCAUCUUCCAUAGAUGCACGGAAGAUACGCAUCGAGUUCCUCUCUACAGCAGCUUUUGAGAAUGAGGGUAGAAGCCCAGACAGUGAGAGACACAACACAUCUGAUGAUAAAGGCUGGACAAAAGAUGGCACAGCUCUCAUCUUGGCAGGGGGCCCUUUCUUGCCAGUCGUACUUUGCGUCUGCCCUGUGCAUUUGGUGUGGGCUUGUGUCCGUUCCUGUCCUGCCAGUUGUGUCUGCACUGAAGAGAAGAAUUGUGCCAUUCUUUGUGACAGAGCUGGCCUUGCACAGAUCCCUAAUGAGUUUCCUUGUGAAGCAUAUUCUAUUAACUUGGAUAAAAAUAACAUCAAAUUCCUUGCUGAGAGGGCAUUUGGUACUCUCCCGUCCCUAAAAUCUCUCUCAAUAAGUCAUAACAACAUAUCCUUUAUUACUCCUGGUGCUUUCAAAGGGCUUGCUAGCUUAACUGAGUUAAAAAUGGCCCACAACGAAUACAUUCGUUAUCUGCAUACCAGGACUUUUAUUUCUCUCAAGAGGCUAGUCAGAUUGGAUUUAGCAGACUGCAAUCUUUUCAACAUUCCAGACAGGAUUUUUAUAGAGCUUCCAGCUCUUCAAGAACUCUUUUUCUUUCAGAAUAACUUCCGAAGGCUCCCAGGAGCUAUAAGAGGGAUGGAGAAUUUGACCCAUGUUUAUUUGGAGAAAAACAAGAUAGAAGCCGUAGCAUAUAAUUCACUUCUGGGCCUGAUCCGGUUGAAAUAUCUCAAUCUGCAAAUCAACAGAAUAAAUGUGAUUCAUAAUAGAGCUUUUCAGGAUUGCCAGAAAUUGGAGUACCUUUAUUUAAAUGACAACUUAAUCAGUGAUCUCCCUGAGAAUUCCUUUGAUGGUCUGUGGCAUUUAAAGAUGCUUAAUCUUGGUGGCAACUUUCUCAAGAUUAUCUCUAAUACUUGGUUCCAGGAUCAAUCUGAACUGGAAGUUUUAUAUUUGGACAGAAACUGGAUCAGUUAUAUUGAGGAAGGUGCUUUUGAAAACCUCACGAGCUUGGUAUAUUUGCACUUGAACAAUAACAAUCUAACUACAUUGCCUUUCUUAGUCUUUCAACCAGUCUACCUCCUGGGAAGACUCUAUCUUUUUCGGAACCCCUGGGAGUGCGACUGCAAGAUUGAGUGGCUGAAAGAGUGGAUGGAGAACUAUGGACUUGUGAGAGAUAUUCCUUGCACUUCCCCAUCUUCUGUAGUUGGCCUUGACUUAAUUGAUAUAAUUUUUGAGAAGACAGAUGAAGGUUUAUGUCUUGACCCAGAAGAAUUAAACACCUCAUCUUCUACACCUCUUCCCAUGCAAGAACUACAGUCGACUGCAGAGAAUAAAUUCAACAGUCUUAUCUCAAAAUUUUUACUCCAGAAGGGGCUUUCAGAGGAGUUGAUAAACACCACAGAAGGUUUCAGCAACUCUACUCUGUUUGAUGACUUGAUUAAUGAAGCAUCUUUAGGACUAAGAGAAUGUCAUGCAAAACAAAUAUAUUUUAAUAUUUGGAUAUUUUUUAUAUCUCAAGCAUUAUGGACCAUAUAACCCAAAACACUUUAAAAUUAAAUUGGUUGUUUUUCUACUCAAGCAUGGUUCAAGAAGAAGAUUGUG